AAGAAGAUUAUGACUGAUUAUGCGCCGGAUUCCCUUGCCAGCCCUACUCAAGAGCUGGAGAAAGGAAAGGAAGCAACCACUUUUCAGGAAAUUGAUACUGACGAUAGAAAACGUAGAUUAUCUGAGAAUAACUUUAUUCGCUUGUCUUCUAACGAUCUUAUAACAAAUCCGUUAGAUUGGGCCAAGACACCUCUCAAUAGACCUCGCGAAAGCAUAUCUAUAAGCGUUCUCAAGACAAUAAUUAAAAAUUUUCGUCCAGAAGUCGAAAAGAUUAUUGAAGACAAGAAAAAACUAAGAGUCAAUGAAAAGCCCAAAACAAAUAGCAUUGAAGAUUCCAAUGUUAUAAAUAUUAGGCCAAACACCGACAUAUACAAUUUUUUCAAGCGCCUUCCUUAUACUUUUGAGCAAGCACUAAAAGAUGCUGAAGAAGGAAAAGGAUUCAAGUUAAAAAUUAAUAUAAUUUGGGACCCUGUCAAGGAUCAAAUAAUUGUUGAAGAUAACGC
Messenger RNA from Racocetra persica, 503 nucleotides. The record is from the annotation of a GenBank genome assembly. Lineage: Eukaryota; Fungi; Glomeromycota; Glomeromycetes; Diversisporales; Gigasporaceae.